GCGGCGUGAUGGCGGCGGUCGGCAGGACUUGAGCGGCGGCGGCAGCGGAGCGGCGCAGCGCAGCGCCCACCCUGCUUAUCUUAUCUCCGCGCCCCUCCCUGCCCGCUUCGGGGUCCAUUGUUCGGUGCCGCCGAGGGCGGCGGGAGAGCGUUCCGCGUGGGGUUGCCGGGAGCCGGCGGCAGUGAGCGGCGGCCCAGGCCCCGCCGCGGCCGCAGGAGCAGCUCCCGACCGCGAGCUGCGGCACGAAGCGCCCCGCGCGGCGCACGCAGGCUCGGGCCGGGGAAGGCCUGUCCCGCAGAAGCAGAGUCACGCAGGUAUUUGGGCAAAAAUCUUAGCCAAGAGAAUAGCAAGACACAUUACUUCAAAAAUAUACGGAGUACCAGAAAGGGGAUUCUUGACAUACACCUUGUAACCUGAGUGGACUUCCUUUUUAACUUCUUAAUACUUACAAUGAAUGGGCACAGUGAUGAAGAAAGUGCAAGAAACAGCAGUGGAGAGUCAAGCAGAUCAGAUGAUGAUUCUGGGUCAGCUUCAGGUUCUGGAUCUGGUUCAAGCUCUGGAAGCAGUAGCGAUGGAAGUAGCAGCCAGUCAGGUAGCAGUGACUCUGAAUCUGGUUCAGAGUCAGGCAGUCAAUCCGAAUCGGAAUCUGACACGUCUAGAGAAAAGAAGCAAGUUCAAGCUAAACCUCCAAAAGCUGACGGAGCUGAGUUUUGGAAGUCCAGUCCAAGUAUACUUGCUGUACAGAGAUCAGCAGUGCUCAAGAAGCAACAGCAACAGCAAAAGGCAGCAUCUUCAGACAGUGGUUCGGAAGAGGACUCAUCCAGUAGUGAAGAUUCUGCCGAUGAUUCAUCCAGUGAAACCAAGAAGAAAAAGCAUAAAGAUGAAGACUGGCAAAUGUCAGGGUCAGGGUCAGUGUCGGGAACAGGUUCUGAUUCUGAAUCGGAGGAAGAUGGGGAUAAAAGCAGUUGUGAAGAAAGUGAAUCUGACUAUGAGCCAAAAAACAAAGUCAAAAGCCGUAAACCUCCAAGCAGAAUUAAGCCAAAAAGUGGGAAAAAGAGCACAGGACAGAAGAAGAGGCAACUUGAUUCAUCAGAGGAGGAUGAUGAUGAUGAAGAUUAUGAUAAGAGAGGAUCUCGUCGCCAGGCUACAGUAAAUGUUAGUUACAAAGAAGCUGAAGAAACCAAGACAGAUUCUGAUGAUUUGCUGGAAGUUUGCGGAGAAGAUGUCCCACAGACUGAAGAAGAUGAAUUUGAAACUAUAGAGAAGUUCAUGGACAGUCGAGUGGGCCGAAAAGGAGCCACUGGUGCCUCAACCACCAUCUAUGCCGUUGAGGCAGAUGGUGACCCAAAUGCUGGGUUUGAAAAGUCAAAGGAGCCUGGAGAAAUACAAUAUCUUAUUAAAUGGAAAGGCUGGUCACACAUCCAUAACACUUGGGAAACUGAAGAAACACUGAAGCAACAAAAUGUUAAAGGAAUGAAGAAACUGGACAACUACAAGAAAAAGGAUCAGGAGACAAAAAGAUGGCUGAAAAAUGCUUCUCCAGAAGAUGUAGAAUAUUAUAACUGCCAGCAAGAGCUUACAGAUGAUCUGCAUAAACAAUAUCAAAUCGUGGAAAGAAUAAUUGCUCAUUCAAAUCAGAAGUCAGCAGCUGGUUAUCCAGACUACUAUUGCAAAUGGCAAGGUCUACCUUAUUCAGAAUGUAGCUGGGAAGAUGGUGCUCUCAUUGCCAAAAAGUUUCAGGCACGCAUUGAUGAGUAUUUUAGCAGAAAUCAAUCUAAGACCACUCCCUUUAAGGACUGCAAGGUUCUAAAACAGAGACCAAGAUUUGUUGCACUGAAGAAGCAACCAUCUUACAUUGGAGGACAUGAAGGUUUGGAGUUAAGAGAUUAUCAGUUAAAUGGAUUGAACUGGCUUGCUCAUUCGUGGUGCAAAGGGAAUAGUUGUAUUCUUGCAGAUGAAAUGGGUCUGGGUAAAACAAUACAAACAAUUUCUUUUCUGAACUACCUGUUUCAUGAACAUCAAUUGUAUGGGCCUUUUCUGCUGGUCGUGCCACUUUCUACCUUGACAUCUUGGCAAAGAGAGAUUCAAACUUGGGCUCCUCAGAUGAAUGCUGUAGUUUACUUAGGGGAUAUAACUAGUAGAAAUAUGAUAAGGACUCAUGAAUGGAUGCAUCCACAGACUAAACGAUUGAAGUUUAACAUACUUCUGACAACAUAUGAAAUUUUACUGAAGGAUAAGUCAUUCCUUGGUGGUCUCAAUUGGGCAUUCAUAGGAGUUGAUGAAGCUCAUCGUUUAAAAAAUGACGACUCUCUUCUGUACAAGACUUUAAUAGACUUUAAGUCCAACCAUCGACUUCUUAUUACUGGAACCCCUUUGCAAAACUCCCUCAAAGAGCUGUGGUCUUUGUUGCAUUUCAUCAUGCCAGAAAAAUUUUCCUCCUGGGAAGAUUUUGAAGAGGAGCAUGGCAAAGGAAGAGAGUAUGGUUAUGCAAGUCUUCACAAAGAGCUUGAACCAUUUUUACUAAGAAGAGUUAAAAAAGAUGUAGAAAAGUCUUUACCUGCUAAGGUUGAGCAAAUUCUGAGGAUGGAAAUGAGUGCAUUGCAGAAGCAAUAUUACAAGUGGAUUUUAACAAGAAAUUAUAAAGCCCUCAGUAAAGGUUCAAAAGGCAGUACCUCAGGCUUUCUGAACAUUAUGAUGGAACUUAAGAAGUGUUGUAACCAUUGCUACCUCAUUAAACCACCAGAUGAUAAUGAAUUCUAUAAUAAACAGGAGGCCUUACAGCAUUUGAUACGUAGCAGCGGGAAACUGAUCCUUCUUGACAAGUUACUGAUUCGUCUGCGAGAACGUGGCAACAGAGUUCUGAUUUUCUCUCAGAUGGUGAGGAUGCUGGACAUCCUAGCAGAAUAUCUAAAGUAUCGCCAGUUUCCCUUCCAGAGACUUGAUGGAUCAAUAAAAGGGGAACUGAGGAAACAAGCACUGGAUCAUUUCAAUGCAGAAGGAUCAGAGGAUUUCUGUUUUUUACUGUCUACCAGAGCUGGAGGAUUAGGUAUUAACUUGGCAUCUGCUGACACUGUAGUUAUAUUUGACUCUGACUGGAAUCCACAGAACGAUCUGCAGGCACAGGCGAGAGCUCAUAGAAUUGGACAGAAGAAACAGGUUAAUAUUUAUCGGCUAGUCACGAAAGGAUCAGUAGAAGAAGAUAUUCUUGAAAGAGCCAAGAAAAAGAUGGUGCUAGACCAUUUAGUAAUUCAGAGAAUGGACACAACAGGAAAAACUGUUCUGCAUACAGGUUCUACUCCAUCAAGCUCUACACCUUUUAAUAAGGAAGAGUUAUCAGCAAUUUUGAAAUUUGGUGCAGAGGAACUUUUUAAAGAACCUGAAGGAGAAGAACAGGAGCCCCAGGAAAUGGAUAUAGAUGAAAUCUUGAAGAGAGCUGAAACACGGGAAAAUGAGCCAGGUCCAUUGACUGUAGGGGAUGAGUUGCUUUCACAGUUCAAGGUGGCGAACUUUUCCAAUAUGGAUGAAGAUGAUAUUGAGUUGGAACCAGAAAGAAAUUCAAGAAACUGGGAAGAAAUCAUCCCGGAGUCCCAGAGAAGAAGGAUAGAGGAAGAGGAAAGACAAAAAGAACUUGAAGAAAUAUACAUGCUCCCAAGGAUGAGAAACUGUGCAAAACAGAUCAGCUUUAAUGGAAGUGAAGGAAGACGUAGUAGGAGCAGAAGAUAUUCCGGAUCUGAUAGUGACUCCAUCACAGAAAGAAAACGGCCAAAAAAGCGUGGGAGACCUCGAACUAUUCCUCGAGAAAAUAUUAAAGGAUUUAGCGAUGCAGAGAUCAGGAGAUUUAUCAAGAGUUACAAGAAAUUUGGUGGCCCUCUGGAAAGGUUAGAUGCUGUAGCUAGAGAUGCUGAACUAGUUGAUAAAUCUGAGACAGACCUGAGACGUUUAGGUGAGCUUGUACAUAACGGAUGCAUUAAGGCUUUAAAGGACAAUUCAUCUGGACAAGAAAGAGCAGGAGGUAGACUUGGAAAGGUUAAAGGCCCAACAUUUCGAAUUUCAGGAGUGCAGGUGAAUGCAAAACUAGUCAUCUCUCACGAAGAAGAGCUGGCACCACUGCACAAAUCCAUUCCUUCAGAUCCAGAAGAAAGGAAAAGAUACGUCAUCCCAUGUCACACCAAGGCUGCUCACUUUGAUAUAGAUUGGGGUAAAGAAGAUGAUUCCAAUCUGUUAGUAGGCAUCUAUGAAUAUGGCUAUGGCAGCUGGGAAAUGAUAAAAAUGGAUCCAGAUCUCAGUUUAACACAGAAGAUUUUACCUGAUGAUCCAGACAAGAAACCCCAGGCGAAGCAGCUACAGACCCGUGCAGACUACCUCAUUAAAUUACUGAAUAAAGACCUUGCAAGAAAGGAAGCACAAAGGCUUGCUGGUGCAGGCAAUUCCAAGAGGAGGAAGACAAGAAGUAAGAAGAAUAAGAUGAAGGCUACAAAAAUAAAAGAAGAAGUAAAAAGUGACUCUUCACCACAACUCUCAGAAAAAUCUGAUGAAGAUGAUGAUGAGGAGGAUAACAAGGAUGAGAUUGUUUCAGUGAAACAUCUACAUAAAAAAUUAAAAACAGAGAAAGAAAAUGAAGACAAGCCUGAGCCAGAUAUUGGUAUAAAGAAGGAAGCUGAAGAAAAAAGAGAGACAAAAGAGAAGGAAAAUAAAAGGGAUUUGAAAAGGGAGAAAAAAGAAAAAGAGGAUAAGAAAGAAUUAAAAGAAAAAGAUAAUAAAGAAAAGAGAGAAAACAAAGUUAAAGAAUCCACACAGAAAGAAAAAGAAGUAAAGGAGGAGAAGGUAAAUGAAAUCAAAUCAGAAAAUAAAGAAAAAUCUAAAAAAAUUCCAUUGCUGGAUACUCCAGUUCAUAUUACUGCAACCAGUGAACCAGUUCCUAUCUCGGAGGAAUCUGAAGAACUGGAUCAGAAGACAUUUAGUGUGUGCAAAGAAAGAAUGAGGCCUGUCAAAGCAGCACUGAAACAGCUGGAUAGACCAGAGAAGGGCCUUUCUGAAAGGGAGCAGCUGGAACAUACUAGACAGUGUCUAAUCAAAAUUGGGGAUCAUAUUACAGAAUGCCUGAAGGAGUACACAAAUCCUGAGCAAAUCAAGCAGUGGAGGAAAAAUUUGUGGAUUUUUGUCUCCAAGUUUACAGAAUUUGAUGCCAGAAAGCUGCACAAACUCUACAAACAUGCAAUCAAAAAGCGCCAAGAGUCUCAGCAACACAAUGACCAAAACAUUAGCAGCAAUGUGAAUGCACAUGUAAUCAGAAAUCCAGAUGUGGAAAGACUGAAAGAGACUACAAACCAUGAUGACAGUAGCAGGGAUAGUUAUUCUUCUGAUAGACAUUUAUCACAAUACCACGAUCAUCACAAAGACAGGCAUCAGGGAGAUGCUUACAAGAAAAGUGACUCUAGGAAAAGGCCAUAUUCAGCCUUCAGUAAUGGAAAAGAUCACAGAGACUGGGAUCACUACAAACAGGACAGCAGAUACUACAGUGAUAGUAAACAUAGAAAGUUAGAUGACCACAGGAGCAGAGACCACAGAUCAAACCUGGAAGGAAACCUAAAGGACAGCCGGGGUCAUUCAGAUCACCGCUCCCAUUCAGACCACAGGAUACACUCAGAUCACCGUUCCACUUCAGAAUACAGCCAUCAUAAAUCUUCCAGAGAUUACAGAUACCACUCAGACUGGCAAAUGGACCACAGAGCUUCUGGUAGUGGCCCAAGGUCACCACUAGAUCAGAGGUCUCCUUAUGGUUCAAGAUCUCCCCUAGGACACAGAUCUCCAUUUGAACACUCAACGGAUCACAAAAGUACACCUGAACAUACAUGGAGUAGCCGGAAGACAUAACAAAGACUGACAUUUUCUGGACCUUCUUUUAGCCAUAUACAGUAAACUAACACAGUAAUUGCCUUACAUGACUUGAAAGAUAUGGACUGGAUAUUCUAUCAGUAGCAGUAUUGUUACUUCUUUCCAGGAUGCAAGGUCUAUUAUCCCAACAGAAGAAAAAUAUUUUUGUAUUUAAAGUUUAUGCUGCACUGUGCUGCAAAUGUUGUGGCACUUUUUUUUAAGAAACGGAAGAUGUUUACUUUUACAGGGACCUCAACACUGCCCCUUUCAGACUGGAUCUUACUAUAAAACUCUUCACGUCAAAGUUGUUUUAGGCUGAACACAGAUUAAAUUAUGUUUGUAAAUGAACAUUUAAACACUGACCUGUGCUUAUGUUUCAGGAAAGAAUGGGGGAUUUAUUUUGUUUUAUUUCUUAGUAGUGAACUCUCAAGGACUUGUUUCACUUUCCAAAGCUACUUGUUUACAUUGUACACUGCGACCACCUUGCCGCUUUUCAUCACAAGCUUGAAUAUUUAAAUUCUGUACCUACAGUUGUAAAAUAGCCAGGAUUUCUCCUGUUUGUGAUCAAUUAUAAUGCCUUUUUAUGAAACAAACAAACAACAACAAAAAAAACCUACAACAAAAAGAAAUUUAAAAAAAAAAAAAAAAAAAAGAAAAACGCAACAAAACAAACAAAUGGCUGUAAAUUAUUGUAAAAUAAUUAAAUGAGCUUUUUUUCCCCUCUCAGGCUUUUUUUGGCUGUUGCUUCUCCCACCAACUCAGGCCUUCUUUUCACAAAGUCAGUAUACUUACAUGUUUUAAUAAGAUAUCUUGAUGAAGUCAGAAUGUAAAAGAGGGGAAAGGGGAUAAAGGGGAUAUUCCAUUUAGUGCUCCUUUUUUAUUGAAUACUUUAGAUACCUGUUUUUGGUUGUUUUAUUUUAUUUUUUUUCUAUUAAACUGUCAGUGUUGUGAUUGUUGUAAUGAAACAGUGAGAAAUAUCCAGCUCUAAACUAUGCUCUGGAAAGCUUUUCAGGUGCAUUGGUUUAAAGAAGAAAGUGUUCUAUACCUGAACACUCCAAAACCCAGAUCAGCCAAGAUUUAUUGUGAAUCCAUUUGUUUUCCCUCUUUAACAUGGGCAAUAAUAUCAAAUGUGCUAUGCAGCCAGUUAAUAUUUUAGAAGAUUUGAAUGACUUUAUUAACAGAAUUGUUACAAUGCACACUGAUUGUACAUAGAUAACUUCUAUCUGACAAAUUAAAUUUAACUAAAAGGA
Molecule: messenger RNA, 7124 nt
Organism: Coturnix japonica (Japanese quail)
Lineage: Eukaryota; Metazoa; Chordata; Aves; Galliformes; Phasianidae
Source: RefSeq, a predicted model, not a curated record